Messenger RNA from Sander lucioperca (pikeperch), 2852 nucleotides. It is a transcript of the gene maza, whose product is annotated as myc-associated zinc finger protein. The transcript is spliced from 9 exons. The coding region runs from base 1170 to 2759 and encodes 529 amino acids. The record is from RefSeq and is a predicted model, not a curated record. Lineage: Eukaryota; Metazoa; Chordata; Actinopteri; Perciformes; Percidae. Gene Ontology annotation, cellular component: nucleus.
UUCCUAGUAAUAAAAUACUUGCUGUAUUGGAGCUAUGCCGAAUGUAUGAAUGGUACUUACUGAAUGGACAAAUAUCAUCUACCGUGUGUAUGGCUAUUAUUAUGAAUUUAAAAGCAAGUGUGCAUUAAAUUUGAGUUUUUUUGAACGGAGUUUGGUGUAACCCACUCGAGAAGAAACGUCAGGUUAGUAUCCAGCUGUUGCACCUGCGCGCAUCGUUACCUUUAAGAUGCUCGGAGGCAAAGCCUUGUUUUAGCUAAGAGAGGUCCGGUGACCGCGCGACGGUCGUUUAUUAGGAAUUACCGUCGUUGUUGUUUUAAUUCGACGUAGAGGAAUUAACGGACAGAGCUGAUUCUUAUACAUUUCGGAUUUCAUUAUGUGUCGGCCUACCGUGAAGCAGCGGCGGGCGGGGGCGAGAGGGACGGCACGAGACGAGACGGGGUCCGCGAGGAGGGUGCAUGCUCAAAAUCCUUUCCCUUUAAAGCGGAGAGGGACAGAGGGGGUGAAGGAGAGAUAAAAAAAGAAGGAAGAAAGACAGCGAGGGAGGGAGGGCGAGAGAGAGGGAGAGCGAGUUUGAAAAAAAAAGAAAGAUGUUACCGUGUCGAUUGAAACACCGAGGCGGAGCCACGGACCUUAGCCGAGCAGGAGCGCUCUAGUUAGGGGACGAGCUGUACGCAACGCCGAGGCUUGGGACCCGACGCCGCGGCCUUUUUCCGGAGCUAUCGCAAAAACAUAAAUGACACCUGCUAACAGCUGCUAUGAUUAGCCAUACAUCCUUCUCAUCUUCAAUAUAAAAUAAUCUCUUCUUUGCAUGCAAUUCACCAAAUUUUAUUCCAGUAGACAUAAGCAAAUUAUAUUAAAAUGCACCAUUAAAGGAAGCAUGAUAACAACCAUUGUGUCGCAUUUUACAAGAAGCAUCUUAGUGCCUGUUUAACGCCAACAUAUUGCCAUAUAAAUUCAUAAUUAUCAGCCGAAUUACUAAUAAGUAUUAGCCGAUUUAAGCUAAAUAUCGUCCGCUGUCAUUGUCUAUGUGGCAUUAGUUAAGCCGGGCAGGUAGAGGAGAGAUCCAGGCCUCAGAUUGUGUUUUCACAGCAGCAGUAGGAGCGUUUGGUCCUUGGCUCCGUCCCCCUCCUCCCUCCCCUCUUUGCUCCCGGGGUGCUGAGCUGUUCAGGAUGGAUACCUCCUGGAGCAAUUUCCUCUUUCAGACGGCGUCGACCCCGAGCCAGGCGGAGACGCCUCUGCUGCCGGAGCUCAGCGGCCCUGCUCCGAGUCCUCAGGCGGAGCACAUGGCCUCGCCGCCGUCCACCGUGGACAUGGCCUCACCGCCGUCCACCGUGGACACGGCCGCCCUCAGCGAAGAGCCGCUGCCAGUCAAAGCGCUGGCCAGGCCGAGCCGGCCGGCCCACAUCUGCGCCACCUGCAACAAGGAGUUCAAGAACAGCUACAACCUUCGCCGGCACCAGUCGGUGCACACGGGCAUCCGGAUGAAGGACCGCGCGGCGAGGGAGAGGGAGGACGCGGGGAAGGGGGCGCGGGGGGAGAGGCAGCCGGUGCCCCUGUCCCUCCUCCAGCUCACGCUGCCACUGCAGCCUGCGCCUCCCUCACUCCCCCCCAACGCCACUGACCCCCAGCACGGUCAGCACGCCAGCCAAGAGAGCCAGACGGUGUCUGUGUCCAUCGCCCCGGCGACCGUAACCAUGGCUGCACCGCCUCAGCCCAUCCAGGCAGCCGUUGUUGUUGUGGGCUCCAUGGAGCAGACCCCCACGCCCACGCCCACGCCCAACCAGGUGAGGAAGAACCACGCCUGCGAGGCGUGUGGGAAGGCCUUCAGAGACGUCUACCACCUGAACCGCCACCGCCUGUCCCAUUCGGACGAGAAGCCGUACUCGUGUCCCAUCUGCCAGCAGCGCUUCAAGAGGAAAGACCGGAUGAGCUACCACGUCCGCUCGCACCAGGGCGCCGUGGAGAAACCCUAUGUCUGCCCGCACUGCGCCAAGGCCUUCUCUCGCCCGGACCACCUGAACAGCCACGUCCGACAGGUGCACUCUACCGAGAGACCGUUCAAGUGCACGACGUGCACGUCAGCGUUUGCCACGCGGGACCGUCUGCGCGCCCACCUGGUCCGUCACGAGGAGAAGGUGCCGUGUCACAUCUGUGGGAAGCUGCUGUCAGCCGCGUACAUCACGGACCACAUGAGGGUCCACAACCAGUCGCAGCACCACGCCUGCCACCUCUGCAACCGCAGCUUCACCACGCUCACCUACCUGCGCGUCCACGCCCAGAAGCACCACGGCCAGGAGUGGAAGGAGAGUGGCGGGGCGCGGGGGGGCUUUGGCGGGACGGGGGCCGGCGGGGUGCUGCUCUGCCAGCUGUGCGGGGUGCAGUGCAAGACGGCCACGCAGCUCCAGGGCCACAUGGGCACCCACGGCAGCCAGGGGAGACCCCGGCGUGGGCCAGACCAGCACCGGCCCCGUGGGCACCACCAGCGUGGCCGUCACCGUGUCCAGCGCCAGCGCAGUGGGACUGCUGGUAACGGACUGCUCCGGUAUCGCCCCCCAGACUCACAGCUAGCAGGCUGGGGGGGCGUGGGGGGGGCGGGUGGGGGGGUGGAGGAGAGAGGGGGCUGCUGGGUAAACGAGGAGGACAGAACCAGAGAGACAGCAUCCAGUCCAGUGUCUUUGCCGACUGGCAGAAGUGGACGUAGCCCGGGGGAAGCUGGAAGUCGUCUGUCCUCCUCAGCGUCGUUUCACGGCCGUUUCUGACCUUUUUACUUCCCGCUCCAUCGGCAGUGUCACACUGCUGACCUGCCACAAACUCUGAGAGACAAACUGGGAACUGUCCAGAGCCUAGGAAGA